This is a messenger RNA of Mixia osmundae IAM 14324, 1596 nucleotides long. RefSeq lists its product as uncharacterized. NCBI's taxonomy places the organism in Eukaryota, Fungi, Basidiomycota, Mixiomycetes, Mixiales, Mixiaceae. The record is from RefSeq and is a predicted model, not a curated record. The transcript has 5 exons. The coding region runs from base 1 to 1596 and encodes 531 amino acids.
AUGGCGACGCCGCAAGCAAGUGUGACGACGGAGCGGACGAGGGUCAUUCCGGGCGUGCCGCUCGAGCUCUUGCAAAAGAGCGUGGCCAAGAAAUCACGCAGCAGAGGCAAGAAAGCGAGCGCAACAGCAGACACUGCACUCACUGAUACCGCCCCCGCUGCUUCUGAUCUGCCCAACAACCUCGUCAGUGGUCCCAAUGGUCUCACCCUGCCCGGAGCGCCCGCUGUCGAGGAACCUCAAGUCAAGCGUCCCACACUCAGUCAGAUCAUCAACAAGCGACUCAAAGCGACCUCGAAGAAGAUCCAACGUAUCUCUGCUUACCAGUCCCAAGAUGAGUCGACUUUCAACCCCGAGCAGCGACUGGCCGUCGCAUCCAAGCCGGGACUCGAAGCCAUCGUCAGAGAGCUCACCGAGCUCGUCAAAGUAGCAGAGAUUGAUGAAAGAGAGGUCGAAAGCCUCGCUGAGAGAGACACCGCCCGCGUCGAGCUUCUCGUCCAGGAGCGCGUCAAGACUGCUGUCGCCCAAACCAAGGAAGACUCACGCACGACGCUGCUCCUGCUCAUGCAGUUCCUCCACAUGCGCGAACUCAUCAAUAACGCAUCUUACGGUCAGAUCUUGCCGCCCAACCUCGCCCGAGCGACGAACCAGCAAGUUGCGGCUGUCCACUUCUUGUACGACGCCCUCGCCAAUGGUCCUCUCAUGGGCGGACACGACGAUGCCUCGGAACGCAUCGAGAUGCUCGAGUCCCGCAGCCAGACAGAAGUCGCAGAAGGCGUCACCUACGCUCAACUGCGAACGAUGAUUGAAGACAUGACUGCCUCGCCGGAAGAAGUCGAGGCUGGCGCCGGUCAGGCCGAGCUCGAUGCUGUUCCCGAGGAGCCAGUCGCCAAUGGCAUGCCUGCCGGCGGCAGCAUCCUCUUCAUGCAGGCUUCAGAGCUUGAAAAGGCUUCACAUCACCCUGCAUCUCAAUUCCCGCCGUCGCAGCUUCAGGAGCAGCAUGUCAAUGGUCAUUAUGAAGAGCCCGUCGUGGAACCACAGACAGACCUGCACGAGCCAUUCGAAUUCGUCGAGUCUGGCGGUCCAGAGGAAGUCGGCGGUCAACAGGCUCCGGUCACGCAAGAGGCCCCUGCACAGCCCACUGCCCCGGCGCCAGCAACGCUUCCGAGCUUCGAGCUCGGUGCAGAGGGCAAGACGAACUGGGCAGACGAUGUCGCAGAGGAAGCUCAACAGGCUCAACUCGCACCGCCCGUCACGAAUGGACGAGGAAGAGGACGCGGCCGUGGUGACUUCAGAGGACGAGGACGAGGCAACCCACGCGCGGGCUUGGUCUACGAUGCCGCCCGACAACAGAACACCAAGCCAGCUCGACCGACCGAUGCAGAGGAGGGAUGGCGCAGUGUCGGCAAGCCAAAGGAGGCGCCCGUCGAGCAGAGCGGCGGACGAGGUCGUGGAGGAAGAGGAAGAGGCGACUACAGAGGAAGAGGAAAUGGCGAGGGACGAGGACGGGGCAGUUAUUCACGAGGCGAUGGCGGUCGAGGCGGUCAUUCGCGCGUACCCUCCGCAGCGCCCGCGGCUGCACCCGCGUCGGCUGUGUGA